CGCUCAUCUGUUUUGAAACUAGCGAGUGCAGAAGUCCAGCAUUUAUUUCUUUGCUUGUUUAUUGUUAAUAACGCGACAAAAAAACUACUUAAGCAGCAGGAGCAACGUCAAUACAUUCCAUGUCCACCGUGGCCCCUCAGAAGGGCCCGGGGCCCGGUGUGGGUCUGCUUGGCCCUCAGCAGCAGCAGCAGCAGCAGCAGCUGAGAGAGAUCUCACCUGUGUACCUGUGCCGCAUCGGGCAGGAGACUGUGCAGGACAUCGUCACACGCACUAUGGAGAUCUUCCAGAUCACACGUGCCACUCAGCUUCCCAACGGAGUGACGCAGAGUCAGGCUGCGUAUCAGGAUCGCUUCGGGAAGCUCCAGGAACACCUGCGUCAGCUGACUCUCCUCUUCCGGAAGCUGCGUCUGCUGUACGAGCGCUGUGUGGAGAUGACCCCUGACCUCCAGGAGUCUCCGGCCGAGCUGGUGCCGUAUGUGUCGGAGGAGGCCGAAGCCGUGCGGAUGGAGACCUGCAGUCCGGCCGUGAUUCAGGAGAGGAGAGAAGUUCUGGAGAAAGUGAGGCAGAAGAACCAGGAGAUGAAGGUGCUGAUGGACCAGAUGAGGAACCUCCUGUGGGACGUCAAUGCCAUGCUCACCAUGAGGAAAUGACCCCUGUCCAAUUCUGUUAAACACCUGACCGGCUUCAAGACUGUGUUUCCUUCACAGCUCGUUCAUCUGGACAGACGAGAUCAGACCCAGCUUUUUCUUAAUUUACAGUGUUAAAUCCCAAUGUUCUGAUUAAUAACAGCUUUAUCAAAGCAUUGAAUUAGUAUCAGUUUGAGUAAGUCAUGUCAAAGCCAUGAUGAUGUUUGCACGACUGUGUGUGUGUGUGUGUCUGUUUUCCUGAGCUCAGCAUUACACUCCUGAGAUCUGCCUUCUGGGUGAAGAAUCAUCUUUUUUUUUCUUUUUCUU
Pimephales promelas (fathead minnow) is the source of this 953-nucleotide messenger RNA. The record is from RefSeq and is a predicted model, not a curated record. Lineage: Eukaryota; Metazoa; Chordata; Actinopteri; Cypriniformes; Leuciscidae.